Messenger RNA from Callithrix jacchus (white-tufted-ear marmoset), 2003 nucleotides. It is a transcript of the gene TCP11, whose product is annotated as t-complex 11. Gene Ontology annotation, cellular component: acrosomal vesicle; sperm flagellum. Gene Ontology annotation, biological process: regulation of sperm capacitation. NCBI's taxonomy places the organism in Eukaryota, Metazoa, Chordata, Mammalia, Primates, Cebidae. The record is from RefSeq and is a predicted model, not a curated record.
GUUGCCCCGGCGACCGCGGCGGUUUGUUCUCAGACCCCGGCCUCUCCCACAGCGUGCCUCCCCGCCGUCCCGCCGCGGUGGUACGGUCCAGGGCGCCAGGCACUAGGCCGCCCGAGCCGGCGCCAGUGGGCGCCCCGCAGCGGGGGAGGAGGUGGUGAGAUACCAUCAGGAAAAUGCCGGACGUCGAGGAGAGUGUGCCCCCGAAGGACCCUGGUGACUCAGAGGGCGGGUCCUGUAAGCCGGAAACCUCAGGACUCCCCCAGGAAGACAAGAGCGGCCCCAAGGACCCCCGUCCCUGCCCGAGGCCCCCUGUUGACAAGAGGUCCUCAAAGAGUUUUUGGUCCUGGAGAAAGAAGUGACCCAAGAGUGGAUUGCUUGAAUCUGACGAGAUUUGAGACUGAGUUGGUUCAAAGCCCUCCUUUGUAUUUUCUUUCUGUCACAGGUCUGACAGAAACUGUUAAUGAAGUUUCCAAGCUGAGUAACGAGAUUGGGAUGAAUCACGAUUACAUGGAAGAGAAGGUUUUACUUCCAAGCAGUCUGGAAGGCAAGGUCAAGGAGACAAUGCACAAUGCCUUUUGGGACCAUCUUAAAGAGCAACUAUCAGCAACUCCCCCUGACUUCAGUUGUGCUCUUGAACUUCUGAAAGAAAUUAAAGAGAUCUUGCUAUCACUGCUAUUACCACGCCAGAACCGCCUAAGAAUUAAGAUUGAAGAAACUCUGGACAUGGACUUGCUCAAGGAGGAAGCAGAACAUGGGACCCUGAAAGUCCCCUCUCUCUCUAAGUGUGUUCUCAACAUGAUGGCUUUGCUGUGUGCACCAGUUCGAGAUGAAGCCGUGCAGAAACUAGAAAACAUUACGGAUCCUGUUUGGCUACUGAGAGGGAUCUUCCAGGUUCUGGGCCUGAUGAAAAUGGACAUGGUGAACUACACUAUCCAGAGCCUUCAACCCCACCUGCAGGAACACUCCAUUCAGUAUGAACGGGCUAAAUUCCAGGAACUCCUCAAUAAGCAGCCUAGCCUCCUUAAUCAUACCACCAAAUGGCUGACCCAAGCAGCAGCAGAUCUCACCACGUCACCUCCGACUUGCCCAGACACUUCUGACUCCUCCAGUGUGGCUGGCCCCUCUCCUAACGAGGCAGCCAAAAUCCCAGAGCCUCUCAGUCCCACAAUGGUGCUGUCUCAGGGCUUCCUGAACCUCCUUCUCUGGGACCCUGAAAAUGAAGAGUUCCCUGAGACCCUGCUGAUGGACAGAACCCGGCUGCAGGAGCUGGAGUCCCAGUGGCACCAGUUAACCAUCAUGGCCUCAGUCUUGUUGGUGGCCAGUAGUUUUUCUGGCAGUGUUUUGUUUGGCUCACCCCAGUUUGUGGAUAAACUAAAACGCAUAACCAAAUCCCUUUUGGAAGACUUUCACUCCAGGCCUGAGGAAGCUAUACUGUCUGUGAGCGAACAGGUGUCUAAGGAAAUCCAUCAAAGCCUCAAGAAUAUGGGCCUUGCUGCUCUAAGCAGUGACAAUGCAACAUCUCUGAUGGGACAGCUACAGAACAUUGCCAGGAAGGAGAACUGUGUCCGCAGUGUCAUUGAUCAGCGGAUCCAUUUGUUUCUCAAAUGCUGUUUGGUUCUUGGUGUGCAGCGGUCUCUGUUAGAACUCCCUGGAGGCCUUACUCUCAUUGAAGCAGAACUGGCAGAACUGGGCCAAAAGUUUAUCAACUUGACACACCACAAUCAGGAGGUGUUUGGUCCCUACUACACUGAGAUCCUCAAAACUCUCAUCUCCCCAGCCCAGGCACUGGAAACAAAAGUGGAAUCUGCCUGAUAGCGUGGGCUCAGAGCCCUGGUACCUUGGAUCCAAGAGGCCCAUCAUCUUCGUAGGGUAGCAUCACCAGUGACCAGCAGACAGUGAGGUUCUAUCCCAGCCCUUGCAGCUAGUACAUCAAGGCUGCAGGGAUCAAGCAUGUAAACACCAACUGGCCCAAAACCAUUUGCUAAUAAACUUCUGAAGUGUAA